This is a messenger RNA of Myotis davidii, 1265 nucleotides long. RefSeq names its product BBSome interacting protein 1 (gene BBIP1). Bases 362 to 574 code for a protein of 70 amino acids. NCBI's taxonomy places the organism in Eukaryota, Metazoa, Chordata, Mammalia, Chiroptera, Vespertilionidae. The transcript is spliced from 5 exons. The record is from RefSeq and is a predicted model, not a curated record. Gene Ontology annotation, cellular component: BBSome. Gene Ontology annotation, biological process: cilium assembly; receptor localization to non-motile cilium.
CUCCAGCGGGGUAGAGACAACACCCAAUAGGAAGGUACCGUUGAAGCCCAGGCAGCCAUAACUAAUCAUGGCAACGGGAGUUUACGGGCCUCCCGUCUCCUCUGUGACGUAGUUUUCCCUUCGUCCUAUCCCUCCGUUGCCGUGGCAACAGCUAAGCGGUCUGGGAAGAGAAGCAUCUUUCCUUCACUAGGCUUGAAUAAAAAAUUGUCAGUCAUUUUGGUGAUACCGGGUUGGAUGCCUAAAGCUGCAAAGGAAAAAGACCAGGAGAACUUUCAGGUGCAUUUACUUAUCUAGUUAGGCAACAGGUGACUUGUCACCUUCAUCAGAAAUUCAAGGAAAAACUAUAUCCAGCCAUUCAGAUAUGGCAGAGGUGAAGUCCAUGUUCCGGGAAGUUCUUCCAAAACAAGGGCAUUUGUCUGUGGAAGAUAUAACCACAAUGGUGCUGUGUAAACCCAAACUUUUACCCUUAAAAUCUCUAACUAUGGAAAAACUGGAGAAAAUGCAGCAAGCAGCACAAGAAACAAUUCGCCAACAAGAAAUGGCAGAAAAGGACCAACAGCAAAUGACUCGCUGAAUAACUUAGCACUUCUACCUUACUAUUAACAGUAGCUAGAAAAUCCACCUGUAUGCUGAAAGUAGUAUGUGUUAAUAAAACUGAUAUUCAUAUAGGUAAUAUAAAAUACCCAAGACUAAUGAAACUUGCAUGGUUUGUAAUGAAUAUAAGCCAUUAACCAAACUAACCCAAAUCUUGUGUUUUUUUAUCCAAGUUUUUAGAACUACCAAUUAAGUUAGUAUUCACCAUUACUAUUACACAGCUGAUAACAUUCUUAGGCAUAAGUGACUAAAUACAACUUUUAUAUUCAGAGAAUUUUUAAUGUUUAUUAAAAACUGAAUUUAGAGAUACAUUCGAGUCUUGCAUUAAGUGUUCAUGAUGGACUUUUACAUUACCUAAUUUUUUAAACUUUUUAUGAACUUGGUGAGACAUAUUAUGUUUAAGGCUAUUUUGCCUUAAACAGAUCCUACUAGUCAUGACAAAACUCUAUUUCUUAAAAUAAACUUAAGAAACCCUCACAUGAGCUUUUAAUUAUACUGAUUUCAAGGACUUAAUGAAUUACUGGCUACCUUUAUCAUCCAGGUAUCAAAACCCUAGAAAUGGAAAACAACAUGGAUUUAAAAGAGCCCAUGAGAUAAACAUGAAAUUCAAUCUGUAGUGUUAGUCCUAAAAGAGUGUACUGAAACCUGUAAUAAAUAUAUUCCCAAAAAUA